Messenger RNA from Papaver somniferum (opium poppy), 1715 nucleotides. Its product is annotated as protein trichome birefringence-like 2. The transcript has 5 exons. The record is from RefSeq and is a predicted model, not a curated record. Gene Ontology annotation, cellular component: Golgi apparatus. Gene Ontology annotation, molecular function: O-acetyltransferase activity. The coding region runs from base 1 to 1512 and encodes 503 amino acids. NCBI's taxonomy places the organism in Eukaryota, Viridiplantae, Streptophyta, Magnoliopsida, Ranunculales, Papaveraceae.
AUGGAAUCCAGAAGUUUUCCAUUCUCAGAGAAAUAUUCAUCUUAUAUGUUUUCUGCAGGUAGAAAAAGGCUACUGUCGGUUUCUAGUUUAGUUAUAGUGUCUUCUUCGCUUCUUAUUCUUGCAUUAAUUUUUCAGUAUUUCUCAUUUAAUAUAUCUGUAUUACAACCACUUUUUCAUAGUUUUCGUUCCACUACUACUACUACCAGUAGCAAUCAUACCGACAUUAAAAAUGUUUCUGAUUAUGAUGUGGGAAAAACCCAUGAAGAGAUUUUCUCAAAUGGAUUAAAAAAUGCAAGCCUUUUGAGUUCUUAUAUUGGACAAAAAGACCAUGUAGGAGGGAGUGUUGAUGGCAAAACCCUAGGACAAAGUUCAGUUGGUGAUAUGAAAAAUGAUAGUUCUUCUGGUGAGACACAACAACAACCCCCACAAUGCAGCAUUUCUGAGAAUAGUAAUGCCGAUGUUUAUGAGAAAUGUGAUAUCUAUAAAGGUAAGUGGGUAAGAGAUGAAAAGAAACCAUAUUAUCCGGUUGGUUCAUGUCCUCACAUUGAUAAGGGUUUCAAUUGUCAUGCAAACGGUAGACCAGAUGAUGAUUAUUUGAAAUGGAGAUGGCAACCAGAUGACUGUAAUAUACCCAGCUUCAAUGCUACUGAUUUUCUGGAAAGAUCGCGUGGAAAGAAUAUCACAUUUGUUGGGGAUUCACAGAAUCGGAAUAUGUGGAAAUCAUUGGUGUGUAUGCUUCGGCAUGGUGUCGCAAAUAGUACUAGAGUGCACAAGAUUUAUGGAAAAAACUACUUUGUAGGAUUUAUAUACGAGGAUUACAACUGUUCUGUGCAGUACGUGAGUGCUCCAUUUCUUGUUAGAGAAACAUCAGUUAAACUUGAAAAUGGAACGUCGCCAACAGAGACCUUAAGGUUGGAUUUGAUGCAUAAGAAAUCAGAAGCAUUUAAUGAAGCUGAUGUGAUAGUCUUCAAUACAGGCCAGUGGUGGAAUUACGAUAAAACCUCUAAAGGAGAGAACUACUAUCAAGAAGGAACGUAUCUGUACCCAAAAUUGGAGGUUCUGAAAGCAUUCCAUAAAGCUCUCAUUACCUGGGGCAAAUGGGUUGAUGAAAACGUCAAUACUAGUAGAACGCAGGUUAUCUUCAGAGGAUAUUCAUUUACCCAUUUUAGGGAUGGUCAAUGGAAUUCCGGUGGUCAAUGCCAUAAGGAAACUGAGCCAAACUUUAAUGAUACUUCUUUAAGGAAGUACCCUACAAAGAUGAAAAUUGUAGAAAACGUGCUAAAACAGAUGAAAACACCUGUCAUAUAUAUGAACGUAAGCAGGCUUACGGACUACAGACAGGAUGGUCAUCCAUCAAUAUACAGAAUGGAAUAUAAGACCGAAGAAGAACAGGCUGCAGCAAUGCAUUCUCAGGAUUGCAGCCACUGGUGCUUACCUGGAGUUCCUGAUACUUGGAAUGAAUUGAUGUACGCUUCCCUCCUAAAAUUCGGUAAAGGACCAUGGACUAACUGAGAGUAGUAAUUUGAUUAUUUAUUUUUUUGAAAGUUAAGUAGAUUAAAGUAAACUAGGGAAACAAAGGAGUGUCGAAAGUGUUGGUUACCCUUAUCUCAUUACAAUGGUUUGAGAUAUUGGUAUAGAGUCUAUAGACCAACAUAUUGUCAACCCAUCAGCAGAAAUUGGAAAUACAGCUAGAAUUGAAAGUUGACAGUCUAAAU